AGUGCUCUGACAACCGCGAAAAUAUCAAAGAAGAAGUUAGUUUAGCAAACAACACAGGAAGGAGUUGUUAACUUCAUGUUUGAGUUUAUCUUUUGACAUUUGACAUUGUCAUUUAUGUCUUCUUUUAGAUAAAAUAUGUUAUUUUUCACAGACAGGAACUAUGAACAGAAAAAGAUCGCUCAUUUCAGAAACGUUUCGUGUAAAGAAAAGGAGAUUUGGAGCUGACAGUCUCGUCGGAAAUCCAGAACAUAACGAUGGUCAAGAGGGACCUUCUGACGUCAAAGCCACCUUGCAGUACCUGAUGACGCUUUUCCCAAGGAAGUUGUUUGACGACAGCCUUCCACCGAUUGUCUACAAACACCAGCUGUACAGUUUACUCAGCGACAAAACGCUGGUGGACAAGCAGCUGAAUGAGUUGAGGGACAAAGGAGAACUGCUCAUGUUCCAGCUGGGCUUCGACACGGACACAUUCGCCUUGGUGUUUACUGAAGACUACAGGGCCAAAGUUCUGGCAGAACAGAACGGAAAAGACACUCAUGCAACGGUCGAGAAGUUUCUAGAUAAAGUGCUGCCUAGUUGCUCAGGACUGAGUUUCAGCAAAUGUCAAAUGCUUAAGGAGUUUCUUUUCACGGAUUCCGAGAUAACGCAGCUUGUGAAGUCAGGAGUGUUGACAGUGAGAGAUGCGGGAAGCUGGUGGCUUUCGAUUCCAAACUCUGGUCGAUUCACCAAAUACUUCAUUCAGGGACGCAAAGCUGUACUCGGCAUGGUCAAGAAAUCAAAAUACAAUGAAAUCCUAAAGGCUGAUUUGGAACAACGUCGUGCCAAAUCGCAAGUCAAACUCGAUAUAAAGUACCACAUUCAUGACAUAAUUGGUGCAGAACUGGUAGAAUGCAUACAGACCACGUCUGGGACUUUAUUACGAUUUGUGGACACUUAAUCUUCAGCUUACCAAAAGUAAAUGAACUGAGAAGCUUGUGAUAUUUCCUUUGAGGCAUCGCACAGGAAAAAGACAUUUUGUUACUGAAGGGUGGCAGUGUAAGAAGUGUACACAACAGGGAUAAAGAGGGUGAACUGCAUCCAAACAGGUCUGCCUUUAAUGUUACAGGACUACAAAUCUGUGUAAUAGCCUACCUCGGGUACAUUCAACAAAAUACUUAAUUUGCUUCCAGUGAGAAGUGUUACUGUGUGUUGCCUUCAAUUCAGUGGCAUUUUUGUUGUUAAAAAGAUGGUUGCACAAUUUUUUUUUAUUUCUGACCUGUUGAAAUAAAUGACUCUUCUCUGUAA
This is a messenger RNA of Pangasianodon hypophthalmus (striped catfish), 1284 nucleotides long. It is a transcript of the gene whr1, whose product is annotated as serine/threonine kinase 19. The record is from RefSeq and is a predicted model, not a curated record. The coding region runs from base 161 to 937 and encodes 258 amino acids. Gene Ontology annotation, molecular function: protein serine/threonine kinase activity. The transcript is spliced from 7 exons. Lineage: Eukaryota; Metazoa; Chordata; Actinopteri; Siluriformes; Pangasiidae. Gene Ontology annotation, biological process: protein phosphorylation; positive regulation of Ras protein signal transduction.